This is a messenger RNA of Tetranychus urticae (two-spotted spider mite), 2518 nucleotides long. The record is from RefSeq and is a predicted model, not a curated record. Lineage: Eukaryota; Metazoa; Arthropoda; Arachnida; Trombidiformes; Tetranychidae.
AAAAGAGACAGGGAAGGAGGAAGAAAAGAAGAAGAUGAAAAACUAAAUGAGAAAAAAAACUAGAAUAUAUAUUUUCUUCUGUAUGCUCUAGUGAAGUGCACUUGAAAGUUGAAGCAACAAUUUACGCUUCUCAUUUUAAUCUAGUCAUGAAACCUUUACAAAUGUGUACUUUAACAAUUAACUGUUAGUUAUUAAAAUUAAAAAUCUUUAAAUUUAAAAAGUAAUAGAUAAUUGUUAGACAAUAAGUGAUUGCAAGUCAAGAAAAUAGUGCAAAGCCAUCUGUGAUUCCUCAACAAGCUCAUAUUUCAAGUCAACAUCGGACUGUCCCUAUUCGCAAAUUACAAUUAACCUGUUAAACCCUUCAAUUAAGUUACAACCAUCUUUAACCUAAUCCCCAUUAAUCUGGUACAAUUGUUCAAUUGGUCACCAAAUUACCUCGACAUCGUUAUGAUUGCCGUCUGACAGCUGAUGUUAUAUCUUCUGACUGCAAUUUCACUAGAUUACAAUGGAACUACUUGUUAGUGUAACGGUUGAUAACAAAAGGAUUUGAUUAAUGUUGAUCCAGCGGAAAGUUAAUUGUGAUAUUAUUGAUCCUUAACCAAACAUCCACCUAAAGCAAUUAAUCAACUCAACUCGUGAACGGAUUAAUUUGAUCAAGUGCUUAGCAGUUAAUAAGAUCAAUCCACUAGAUGUAAUGGUGAUAGAAUAAGAUAAAGUUAUUUUUCCGUUUUUUUUUCCUUUUCUUUAGUUUUAUUUUUUCAUUCUUUUUUUACCAAUUCACAAUUAAUCACCAUCAACAUGUCCUCCAUCAAUAUCAUCAACGUCUAGUAAAUCAUAAACAAGAGUACAAUUGGUAAAAGGGUUAAAAUCAUUCUCAACAUUGUCAUCAACAAACAGACAAAGUGCAACAUGGCAACAAUACUUUCACCUUCAAUAGGAAUAUUAUCUCUCAUAAUGAUCAUCAUACCUCGAACCAUAGCUUCAAUGAUACCAAGGUAUCAAAAUUUCACGGAAAAACAGAUUCUCGAUGAUCUAACCGCACCGCCCAAAUACGAUCAAUAUGUUCUGCCAACAGAAGCUACAAUGACCGUUAAUGUGAGCGUAUUAAUGCUCUCAAUGUCAUCACCAGAUGAAUCUAGUCUUAAAUAUGAGAUUGAGUUUUUACUCUUUCAAGAUUGGAUCGACCAUCGGUUAAGAUACGAUGAUGACGGUCACCAUCGUUAUCUCAAUGCACUCCGACAUCGUGAACACCUUUGGAGGCCAGACACUUACUUUAUCCUUCACGGUGAGUUUAAAACUCACAAUGAAGCCGGACCCAUUAACAUGGCGUUCAAAGUUUAUCCUAAUGGCACUGUGCUAUACAUAACAAGGCAAAAAAUGAUCAUCACCUGUGAAGGCGAUCUCAAUAUAUUUCCCUUUGAUAAUCCUAGAUGUUUUUUUGCAGUUGAAAGCAUGUCUUAUGAAGCUUAUCAAUUAGAGUUUCGUUGGAAACCAGAACAUGAGAUUCCCAUUUUUAAUUCAAACUCAUUUCGCUCCUUGAAUGCAUAUUUAUCUAAAAAUGCUGCUGGACGGUGUCGUAUUCAUCAUUCAUGGAGAAGUGAAUUUUCAUGUUUAAGUGUCUAUCUAAUCUUUACCAGGGACAAAUUAUUUUAUUUAACAACCGUUUUUGUGCCUGGAAUGGUUCUUGUUACCAGUUCAUUUAUCAGCUUUUGGCUUGAUGUUAAUGCUGUCCCAGCUCGAGUAAUGAUUGGUGUAACCACCAUGUUGAACUUUUGUACAACAACAAAUAGUUUCCGAUCUUCACUCCCUGUUGUCUCCAAUUUAACAGCAAUGAACCUUUGGGAUGGAGUUUGUAUGUUUUUUAUUUAUGCAUCUAUGAUUGAGUUUAUCGUUGUAAACUAUUUACACCGUAAAAUCCAUCAGAAUCCAUUAAGAACGACUGAUUCAGCUGAACGACCGGGUGAAACAUUUCGUGCUGCUUUAGGAACUCAAAUCUCAAGUAAUGGAAGAAAAGUGGAUCCAACAUCUCAAGAGGUUUUGGCUCCAGGCGAGUUUGAAGUUCGAGCUCCAUUAGUUUCAGGAGAAGAUCCAUCAUCAGGUAUUCCAUUGGGCAGUGCUCGACAUGGGCUUCACCAUCGAGCUUCAGCCGGAGGAAUUGGUCGUUGCCGAUCACCUGGAUCAUCAACACUACCCACUGAUGAGCGAAUCAGAGCAGCAGCCUCUGUCUUCGCCUGGCUUCGUCGUCCUCACCUUUGGGACACAGCCGAGUUUUCAUCUUAUGCUCGACUUGCUCGAUCCAUUGAUCACAUCUCCAAGUUUGUUUUUCCCCUUCUUUUUGGAGUCUUUUCACUCUCCUUUUUCAUCUACUUUGCCUGGUUUUCACCCUCAAAACUGGAUAAUUGGGCUCACCUUGAGUAUCAUCCUUAUGAUAUAGUUUGAUCCGUUGACAUCACCAACUUCACCAAACUUCAACAUCAUCCAACACUAAAUGCAUAGCUUUUGCUUUUCCCAAAAAAAA